Ricinus communis (castor bean) is the source of this 577-nucleotide messenger RNA. Its product is annotated as sufE-like protein 1, chloroplastic/mitochondrial. The transcript has 2 exons. The record is from RefSeq and is a predicted model, not a curated record. The annotation marks the transcript as partial. Lineage: Eukaryota; Viridiplantae; Streptophyta; Magnoliopsida; Malpighiales; Euphorbiaceae.
AUAAAUUUUUUUAUACUUAUUUCAAAAAACAAAAAGUUGGUGUUUCCUAUUUUGGGCCUUUCAAUUUGAUAUUGGCCUAAACAUCUUUAGUUAAAAUUUGGAUGCGUAGCAUGUAAUUCGUGUCAAAUUGCUAAGGAAGAAGCAUCAUAGUGUGGCAGUGAUCCGUGAGAAAGAGGAAAGAGGGGACAGAAUGGGUUCGCGAGGAGCAAACAUGGUGAUUUUAAGGGCAAACAGAAUGAAAUCCAAGUUGCAGUCCGCGUUAGAAGCAACUGUUAUAGAAAUAGAGGACGUCUCCUACCAGCACGCGGGUCAUUCUGCUUUUAAGGGCGAUCACGCCGAGACCCAUUUCAAUUUGAAGAUUGUUUCACCCAAAUUUCAUCAACAGACACUCGUCAAGCGCCAUCGCAUGGUCUAUGAUGCUCUGGCCGAUGAACUCCGCUGUGGACUCCACGCUCUCUCCAUUGUCGCUAAAACUCCCCGAGAGGAAGAAGUAGCUGCUGCUGCUACUCUAAAUUGGAGACGUACUCAAAGGCCUGGAAAGGAAGUUGUGGAGAAAGGAGGUUCUUAUAUGCUAAAG